This is a messenger RNA of Penicillium macrosclerotiorum, 1191 nucleotides long. RefSeq lists its product as uncharacterized. Lineage: Eukaryota; Fungi; Ascomycota; Eurotiomycetes; Eurotiales; Aspergillaceae. Bases 1 to 1191 code for a protein of 396 amino acids. The transcript is spliced from 3 exons. The record is from RefSeq and is a predicted model, not a curated record.
AUGCCAUGCCAAGCCCCUCCACCCCGCGACCCCGCGCCAGUCAUCUCCGCAUCGAAGGGUAGCACGUUAUCAUACGGUAGCAAUACGCCGCCUCAGCCCCUCUCGCUCAUGCGCACCGCCCCCGAUCUCUUUCUUCCGCUUUCGAUCAUGAGUCCCAAUGGCAACCACAGUCCAACCCCCGAUCACCCCAUCGCCCUCCGGCGCUCACACCUCCUCGCCCCGGCCCCUGACCGACUGACCAACACCCCUACCACCCUGAGCAUCACCCGUGAGAACACUCUCUCGGGGCGCGACUUCUCGGUCCACCAGCUCCGCAACCACGAACCCUUCGAUAGCCCGCAGCGGCGGACGCUGCUCUUCACAGUGACGGGUAAGCUCUGGAGCAACUCGCUGCACCGCUCAAUCCGCGAUGCGGCGGGGCGGCCGCUGCUGGAGCUACGACGGAUCUGGUGGCGCAAGCAGUGGAGCGUGAAGCGGGCCGGAGGCGCGGGGGACGAUCUGCUGAGCGUCGAGAUGCGAUGGGCGAUUGGGAUGAAGAUGGCAGUGCGGGUGACAAACGCAAUGUUGGCGGCCGGGCGACUCGACGAGGAGCAGCAACAGCAACAGCAACAGGAACACCAGCAGCAGCAACUGCAGCAACGGCGACGGCCGGGGAGGCGGGGCGGACGAGGGCACCCGCGGCGGGAACCGUCGCCGCCGCCACCCUACAGUGCGGCAAUAGCGGAGGCAGGCAGCAGUGAGAGCAGCAGCGGGCCUGGCAGCGGCAACGAGAGCGACGGUAGUGUAGAGUCGAAGGGGGACCAUGUGUUGCCGUCGUACGACUCAGUGCGGCGGCUAGGGAGCCGGCACUCGCUGCGGGAUCUGCUGGACGCGGUUGAGCCGCCGGCUGAGCCGGCACCAGCAUCGUCAUAUGCGUUUUUGCCGCAGCGGCGGUACUCGGAGGCGGUGGUGGAGGAGAAACUCGAACUGAAGGUGGAGCAGGUGAACAGCACGCUGGCCGGGGUAAAGAUGGGGGAUCGGCGGAUCAUCCAGAUACGGCGCGGAAAGGUAAUGGAUUUUACUCUAUCGGGCCCGUUGCCGCGGUGGGAGGUGGAGAUUGCGGAGGGCGUGGAUUUGUUACUGGCCGUCAGCAUUGUACUGAUCAUGGCGGAGUUCGUGCGGCAUGAAUAUCGGGUUCGAAUCAACAAUUGA